Priapulus caudatus is the source of this 1069-nucleotide messenger RNA. Its product is annotated as mucin-5AC-like. The record is from RefSeq and is a predicted model, not a curated record. Lineage: Eukaryota; Metazoa; Priapulida; Priapulimorpha; Priapulimorphida; Priapulidae. The annotation marks the transcript as partial. The transcript has a single exon.
GGAAUCGCAUGUAAAAUACUAGAAUGUAUCAUUCAUUUAUGAAUAUAGCCCGGAAUACAGAGGUAACAUGCGCGCACACGGGCGCACACGCGCACUCAUGCACACACGUGCGUUCGGACGCGGGCGGGAGGUUAUUUAUACCGUUAACGUGUCAUCAUCAGCUGCUGACUCAUGUGCUUGUUUGAACAAAUUCAUUACAAUCGUGUUUUGUAAUCGUAUUCAUUGCAUUGCCGUUUUCAUCUUUUCAGCUUGGUGGCUUUUGGUUACCCUCGUACUAUCAGGGACGGCCAGCUACAGUGAGAUGUCACUGCCCGCCUCUACAUCGGCACAUUGGUCGCAUGCUACGCUCGAUAGCGACUACAUGACUGCGACCACGAAUCAAGAAGAUGCAUCGACUUCACCCAUCACAUCCGCUACGGCUGACAUGCCCAUCGCUCCCCAUGCAGAUCUAGAUACACCGAUAUCACUGCCCGCGUCCUCUACGGUCGACACAGAGACAAGGCAAACAACAAAUGUCCGUUUCACGACUACGAUGCCUCUGGCUGUGUCCACCGAUCCAAUUGCCGGUCAGACUGAUAAUCCAGUAGCUGCCACGACUAUCACUGACGUUAGAGCUACAGUGACUCCAUCGUUUCUACCAACUUCGGUCAUUACAACUGCUAAGCAACCUAGAUCCGUCUCCAAUGAAAUCACAUCAUCUUCUGCUACUCUCGCUCGACAGCGAAUGAAAUCAAGCAUGCCAACGUCAUCAACGUCAUCGAGAUCCAGUAUAGUUGGUGCGACGGGUGGUGUUACGACGAUGUCAACUGCGGGUAGAAAUGCAUCGUCGUCUCUAGUAGGAAAAGAUAGCGUAGCCGUAACAAAGGGCCUUACGACCCAUAAAUAUUCAUUUACUGAGAAUGAUACAUAUAGUCAGCUUACUACAAGGAGAACCACCACUACAACAACAGCUGCACCGGCACCUGCACCGGCACCUUUGCUAUCCUCACCGACAGAAGCAACAACAUUCUCAUCUUCUGUAAGAACAACAACAUCAUCAAUAUCGCUGCCUUUGCCACCAACAAUAACA